CUUCCGGCGCAGGUACGGGUCGGCGCACGCGGUAGUGGCUGGUUAACUUUGUGGGGCCAUGGAGGGUGGCUUCGGCUCGGAUUUCGGGGGCUCGGGCGGCGGCAAGCUGGACCCGGGGCUCAUCAUGGAGCAGGUGAAGGUGCAGAUCGCUGUGGCCAACGCGCAGGAGCUGCUGCAGAGGAUGACAGACAAAUGCUUCCGGAAGUGCAUCGGGAAGCCUGGGGGCUCCCUGGACAAUUCGGAACAGAAAUGCAUCGCCAUGUGCAUGGAUCGCUACAUGGAUGCCUGGAACACCGUAUCCCGCGCCUACAACUCGCGGCUGCAGCGAGAACGAGCCAACAUGUGACCAGGAUUUUCUGGGCCUGGCCAGGCCAGCGGGCCAUCCCCACCCGUGUUCGAUUUCCAUAAAUGUGCUUUGUGAGGUGGGGGCCGGCGUGUGCGUGCUGCCUGCCUCUGGUUUAUGAGGACGAGACUGGUGCUGGGACACUGGGGAUUCUUACCCGCCCCCCUGCGUCCAACCCACCUCCUGCCAGCGAGUGUAGUUGGGAACUUGGGGGCUGUGGACCUUUCCAAAGUGCUGGCAGCCCAGUGGCAUCUCCCUUGGUGUGCCCGGGUCAUCCUCAAGCCCUGGCCAUAGAAUUCUCCUGUGGACCUGGGGGUGGGGUGGGUAUUGUUAGAUCCCACCCGAGCUGUGACCUCACGGGGGUGGGCUGAGAAAUAAAUUGAUGAAGGAGGGCUA
This is a messenger RNA of Phyllostomus hastatus (greater spear-nosed bat), 739 nucleotides long. It is a transcript of the gene TIMM13, whose product is annotated as translocase of inner mitochondrial membrane 13. Bases 59 to 346 code for a protein of 95 amino acids. Lineage: Eukaryota; Metazoa; Chordata; Mammalia; Chiroptera; Phyllostomidae. The record is from RefSeq and is a predicted model, not a curated record. The transcript is spliced from 3 exons.